Messenger RNA from Penicillium macrosclerotiorum, 2496 nucleotides. RefSeq lists its product as uncharacterized. The transcript is spliced from 5 exons. Lineage: Eukaryota; Fungi; Ascomycota; Eurotiomycetes; Eurotiales; Aspergillaceae. The coding region runs from base 1 to 2496 and encodes 831 amino acids. The record is from RefSeq and is a predicted model, not a curated record.
AUGACGGUCAAGGGAUCUCGCAAGAGAGUUAAGCCCAGUCCCUCUGGCGCGGACUCGCCAUCCCCCGCAUCUCCGGGCAAUGCUGCCCGAGACCACUCAGACUCUCAAACACAAAGCCGUGCUAGUUGGUAUCCUGGAUCUUGGUCAGCGAUCUCGAGAGCUUCUAAAGCGGCCCCAGUUACCGAGGUUGCCCGUGAGAGCAUAUCGGUCGCCCAAAACAUAGCGUCCAGCGCCCUCGAUUCCUCAUCCUCCCUUUUCGACACCCCGAAACAGACCCGAAACCCGUCCUUUCAACUGACCAAGAAAGCUGGCGCAUCGACACGGUCACUUCCUGCUGACGUGACUACAACCCGGGUCAAUAUUGCGUCGGAUGGCUCAGCUUCUACAACAGCUUUGGAUGCCAUCGACACCCCUGCAGGUACAGAAACUCAAUCCAAAAAUAAAGAAGAGCCAGGGGAAGGGACUUCAAAAGCUCUAGAAAAACCGACUGAAUGUCAAGGAUCGAUUUCCGAAACAACUGGAGCGGAAGCGACUAGUCUACCCGUGGCUACAGCUGAGCAGGCUGGUGGAUGGUUUUCAUGGAUGUAUAGACCUGGGCACUCAGAAAAGGGCAACAUAACUAGACCUGAGCUGGCAGAAACAGCUCCUUUAUCCCCGGUUGGGCCCAACCAGCCUGUGGUGCAAGACGAUCCUCAAUCAAUCGCGAAUGAUACAAGUCCACAAGAAUUGCAAGAUCAAGGCCAAGAUCAGAUACAAAGACAAGCAACCGAUACGAUAGAAAUAACAUCUACCGCUCAGAAACGCUCGUGGCUGCAGAUGUGGUACGGUUCGGCUUCGUCGACCAAGCAGGGAGAAGAGAGCAAAGCAGCAGAUGCCUCUGAGCCCCUCUCUUCGGAAACAAAUGCAUCUACAGGUAAAGCUGUGGAUAUGACACCCAAAGAUCCCUCUGAAGGAGUCGAAGAAGAGGCUGAUUUGUCGCAAACUUCUAUUGGGGCCACAAAAUCCUCGGGCUGGUCGUUCUGGUCCAAAGAUACUUCCAAAAGCACCACUCAAGACAAACCACAGGAGGCGAAAGUAGUAGAAGCUUCUAUCUCUCCAAAUACAUCCUUGCCGCCAACAUCACUAGAGCCUGAUCCAAAGGCAGAUGUGACCAUUACGAAAAAAGGAAAUAUUAAAGUGAAACCAUCAAAGGAUGACCGUGCUAAAGACGGAGCCGUAUCCACGGUUGAGGCAACAUCCAUACCACCCGCUGAGUCUCGUUCAACUGAUGUCAACGCAUCAAAGCAGUUGCAGAGAAUUUUGCCCAACCAAGUACUUCCUCGGUUUGAAGAGACAUACCAUUUAGAGGAGUCUCCUUCUAUUUUACAGAGUCUCGGUCGAUUGCUGCAUUACAGCAAAGGUCCCGAGCAUAAUCAUGUCUCUCGUGUCAAAGAACCGCCUCGCAUAAGACGUGCUUUGGCCAUCGGCGUUCAUGGGUAUUUCCCUGCCCCGCUGAUUCGCAGCGUUCUCGGGCAGCCUACAGGCACGUCGAUACGAUUCUCCAAUAUGGCAUCUGAGGCCAUUCGAAAGUAUACCGCCGACCACGGUUACACGUGUGAGAUUGAAAAGAUCGCGCUCGAGGGCGAAGGUCGCAUCGCAGAGCGUGUAGAUUUGCUUUGGAAGUUACUAUUGAAUUGGAUGGAAGAAAUCCGCAAGGCUGAUUUUAUCAUGGUUGCAUGCCACAGUCAAGGAGUCCCCGUCUCAAUCAUGCUAGUUGCAAAAUUAAUUGCAUUCGGAUGUGUUAAUGCAUCCCGUGUGGGGAUCUGUGCAAUGGCUGGCGUGAAUAUGGGUCCCUUCUCUGCCUACCGAUCACGAUGGAUAAGCGGAUCUGCUGGAGAGCUGUUCGAGUUUGAAUUGCCCUUCAGCAAAGUAUCGAAGGACUACGAGGCUGCGUUGAGAUGCGCCCUUGAUUUCGGCGUGCGAAUUUCGUAUGUUGGAAGUAUUGACGACCAAUUGGUGUCUCUAGAGUCAUCGCUAUUUUCGCCAAUAGCUCAUCCUUACAUCUACCGCUCCGUGUUUGUAGAUGGCAGGGUACAUGCGCCGAGCUUCCUUUCACAUCUUGUUGGCUUCGCGCUCAAGCUUCGAAAUCUUGGAAUUUCCGACCACGGUCUCAUUCGUGAGCUCAGCAGUCCAUUGGCCGGUAGUCUUUACACUGGCGAUGGACAUUCUCGCCUGUACGAUGACGAAGCUGUAUAUUACAUGGCCAUUCAGUUCACUCUGGAAACAUCCAAUGUUCCAGACGCCAGCUUGAACACCAAACGUUCUAGCCCGGCGGUCUCUCCGAAUCCAUACAUCCUUCCCUUCGCUAUGCGUGGUCUCCUCGAGGAAGAAUACGUGCGCAGAGAACUACAUGAAGAGACGAUGGAACUACUUCGUCAAUUCGAUGACUGGAAGCCGUCGAGCAAGGUUUUGAAGGACGUCAAAUUUCGACUCGAGGGCAUCAGGUCAAAGCUUUAG